GUUUGUAAAUAUGUGGAAUGGACCUUGCUAUUCCAGAAGAUCACCUGUGGGCUGGUGGAUGGGUUGAUUGGGGCUGGUUUGCGCAUGUGCCCCCCACCUCUCGCUUUGCCCCCCUUCCUGCAGUACUCCUUGCUGCUUGGUUAGCUUCUGUUCCAGUCUGGAGGUGAACGUUAGAGACAAGGGAGAGAGACAGAGCAUCGAGCCGGGAAGCACGGCCAUCUCUGACGUGCAGCCUCUCAGACGAGGACUGAAUGACAAGUGAGGGUGAAGAGGACAUUCAAGGGCAAGUUGCAGCACCUUGAGCCCGAGGUUACAGGCAGAGUCGCCGGCGCUGUGUUCAGUUGCGGUCCCUGUGUCCGUUUGGAGCACUGAAAGUGUCAGUGUGAUAGCAGGGGAAGCCAGUCCCACUGCUUUCUCAGGCUGCACAUUUAAAGGGAAGAGACUCUGCCUCAGAAACAUGGCAUCUUCACCAAUUAAAACAACAUACCCCUCAAAGAAGAGAGUGAAAAUCCACCCAAACACAGUGACUGUGAAAUACACAGCACAUUACCCACAGCCUGAAGAAGAGGGCUAUGAAGACACAUUCCUAGAUAGUGAAAAUUAUGUUGAAGAUAACCCAAAGAAAAAACUUCUGGGUGACACUAAAAAACAAGGAAGAACCUACUCUGGGACAAUUGAUCUUCGUCAGAGUUUAUCGGAAGAACAGAAAGAUAAGGGGAUGGGACAACAGACAGAAAAUACUGGACAAAGUAUGGUUUCUGAGCCUAGAAUAACCUGGGUAGCUCUGUUUGGAGCUGCCCUAGCACAUGGCUGCGUUGCUUUAAUUACUCGUCUUGCUGCUGAUCAGUCCAAAGUACCAUCACUGGAGCUUCUCUUCAUUCGUUCUGUGCUGCAGAUUUUUGCUGUUGUGGUUGUCUACUAUGGAAAUGAGCAUCCUCUUGGACCCAAAGGAUAUAGAAUGGGUCUGUUUCUGUAUGGAGUAUGCAAUGUCAUUUCCAUCACCUGCGCCUACACCUCCUUUGCAAUUGUGCCCCCUAGCAAUGGGACCAUUAUGUGGAGAGCCACUACCACAGUGUUCAGUGCCAUUCUGGCCUUUCUACUGGUAGAUGAAUGUUUGGACUACACUGACAUUGUCACUGUGGUUUGCAGUGUCUUUGGCCUUUGCCUAGUAAUGAUCCCCAACAUUGUUGAUGAAGAUAAUUCAUCACUGGGCCUUUGGAAGGAAGCCUUUGGCUAUACCAUGACAGUAAUGGCUGGGUUGACCACAGCUCUGGCUAUGAUCAUUUACAGAGCUAUCAAAGAAAAAGUUAGCAUGUGGACUGCUCUUUUCACCUUUGGAUGGACCGGUACAGUUUGGGGUGCAUCCACAAUGUUUAUCUUACAAGAGCCUAUUAUCCCACUGGAUGGAGAAACCUGGGGGUAUUUAUUAGGGAUCUGUAUCUGUUCUACCGUGGCUUUCUUAGGUGUAUAUUAUGCAUUGAAUCGAUUCCACCCAGCAUUAGUUAGCACAGUCCAACACUUAGAGAUCGUAGUGGCUAUGAUCCUCCAGUUACUUGUCCUUCAUAUGUUUCCAAGCAUGUAUGAUCUUAUUGGUGGAUCAGUCAUCAUUUUCAGUGUCUUCGCACUGACCGCUUAUAAGCUUUAUUGGGUCAACCGUCAUAGCAGACAGGAUUACCUGGAGAUAACAAAUUCCCCCAUCAAGUGAAUGUAAAUAAUGUCUUAAGCAAGUGGAAGAUUAAAUGGGAGCAGGAACUCUAUAAAUGUCAACUGUGCAAUAUUCUUGUACUGUGUUGUUGAAAGACAGUCAGUUGCUGUUACUUUUCUGAAUGUUCUGUGGAAUAAAAUGUGCAGCAGACAAUUCUGAAGUGUGUAUUCAUUAAUGAAAAUAAUACAAUGUAUAUGUAAAGCUGAUGGGAUGAUGAUUGAUGUAAUGUAGUAUCACGCAUACUAUUGUAGACGUUUUGCUUGGUGAUUUGAAAUGUUUACAGCAUUGUGUGGUUAAUUUUCUUGUGAUAUUUUAAUAUCUAGGUUUGGUGAGUAAGUAGUAUUAAUGGAAAGAAUUGAAUGCAACAUUCUGCAUAUUGUGUCUAUAACAGUCAACAAAAGUAGCUUUCUUUCUAAAUAAGGUACUCUGAUUUACUACCCUGAUACAGUGAUGGAGUAAACAUCUGUUUCAUAAUAUGAUACCAGAUUACUGAGAAAUCUAUCUCCUCGAAUUAUUUGCUCAUUUUAAUUUGGAACUAAUUUAUUUAUGGCGCAUGCCUAGUUCACAGAAUUUCUUAGCAGAACAGUAAUGCUGCCAUUUCUGCAUGCAUGGAUACAUGGAUAAGCUAUGCAUAUAGAAGAGAUUAUAUGCUAACCAUGAUGUAGCUCCUCACCAUUAUACCUGAAGGAGUGCACACCAUGUGUGCUUUGUUCAAACUACGACAUAAAUCAAGAGUCAUAGCGUCUCUUAACCUGCAGCAUACCAGGAGUAUCAGAUAUGUUAAGACAUAGUUCAUCAUGAAAAGAGUGAGUUCUUUUUGCCAGUUUCAAGGAUUUUUAUUGUCUAUUCUAUUCUUCAUUUCAGAAGCGUGCAGUGUGAAUGAAUACUUGUAGGUCUGUAUGUGCAUCAUCAUACCAACAUCAAUGGUUCAUGGAAAUGGGAAUGGCAUCAAUGGCUUACAGGGAGCAAAGAAAAGUUACGUAUAUGAAUAGUACAAUCCCAACCUAUGUGACAUUAGAAGCCAAGAACUGAUGUGCACAUCACGAAGUAGAGCAGUGGCUCAGGGCAGCUCUACAGCAUCUGAGCCAGAAGUUGUCAGGUUAAUAUAUGAGUUGUUAGAGGCUAAAUACUUAAACUAUCACUGUUCGUGCAGUACUGAGGGAUUGCUGUGUGGACAAUGGUGCUUGCUUUUAGAUCAGCUGGCAAAUUGAGUCACACCAUGUCCAAUCAAGUGGAAGAAAAUAUGAUGUAUAUUAGCCUUUGAAUAAGAACAGGAGAAUUCUGCCACUGUCCAGGCCAGCAGUGUUAUCUCAAACAACAUGAAAAUUAGUGUGAAAGGAACUGAGGAAGGAGAAUUCUUCAGGUUCAUGCAGGAGGACUUUUUCGCCAGCGUAGAGCAAGUCGAAUAAGAAAGUGCGCAGUUCUGGACUUAGUUUUAGAUAAUGAUACUGGGUAGGUGGAGGGAGUGGCUGUGGGAGAGCAUUUUAGUGGUGAUGGCCAUAAUUAAGUUUUACCAUUGUCGUGGAAAAGGACAAAGAGAGAACAGGAAUUAAGAGUUCUAAACUGGGACAAAUUCAAUGUUACCAAACUGAUUGUGAUUAAGCAGAAGUGUUCUGGAAACAGCAAAUUGAAAGUAAGUCUCACAGCAGUGGGAGGCAUACAAAGAGGAAAUUCAAACAAUUGAUAUUAAACCUGACCCCGCCCCCCCCAAAGAGAAAGGAUGGCAUGGUCAAAUCUAGACACCCCUCUCCCACUGUGGAUGUCAACGAUUUUACAAGGUAAGUCAAGGCAGAGAAGGAACGCUUUUGUCCAACAACAACUGCUCAAUACUACAGAAAGCCAAGAGCUGUAUUGAAACUGGAGCAUCGAAACUGGAAAUAAAAUCAGGAAAGCAAAGGGGAGCAGGAAUAAAAUAUCGGCAAGCAAUAUUGAGAUGAACCCAGAGAAGUUUUACUAAUGCAUUAGAAUAAGCAGAUAACUAAGGAAAAUGCAGGGCAUCAUAAAAGAUCAAAAGUGACAUCUGUGUAAAGGUUGAAGAUGUCGGUGUAGUUAUUAAUGAAUGUUUUGUAUCUCUCUGCACAGCAGAGGGAAUGAUGCAGAUAUUUUAGUCAAGGAGAAGAAAUAUGAUGUAACAAAUGUGGUAAAUAAAGGGAAAGGAUAAGUAAUAACGGAAUUAGCAUCCUUGCAAAUGGAGAAAUCACUGGUGCUAGAUGUAAUGUACCCCGGGCUAUUCAAGGAAGCCAGGGAUGAUACAGGGGGAGCUCUGAUCACCUAUUUCCAGUCUUCACUUUGUAGGUGUGUGGUGCUAGAGGUUCAGAGGACUGCUGAUGUUGAAUCUUUGUUUAAAAAGGGAACAAAGGAUAAACCAAACAAUUACAGGCCAAAUAGCCUAACCUCAAUAGUGGAAAAAGAUUUGGAAAAAAAUUCUGAAAGACAGGAUAACCUGUCAUUUAGAAAAAUGUGAGUGAAUCAAAGAUAUUUAGCACAGAUUUGCUCAGCAAAGAUUCUGUAUAAUUAACUUGACUGAAAUGUUUGAUGAAGUAACAGGGUGGAUCAGUGAGGCUAGUGUAGUUAAUGUGGCCUACGUGGAUUUUAGUAGGGCUUUUGAUAAGUUCCCACAGGGUUGGCUUAUUAAAAUAUGCCCAAAGGAUCCAGAGAAAUGCAACAAGUUGGAUAUAAAAUUGUCUCAGUGGCAGGAAACAAAAGGUAAUUGUUGAUGAGUGGUUUUUCAACUGGAAGGCUGUUUCCAGCAGGGCUCCACAGGGCUCAGUGUUAAAUCCCUAGCUUUUUGUGAUCUAUAUUAAUGACAUAAGAAUAAAUGAGAAUAGGUUGGUCUUGUACUCAUUGAAGUUUAGACGAAUGAGAGGUGCCCUUAUGAAAACAUGUGGCAAGGCUGUUUUCCCUUGUGGAAGAAUUUAGAAGGAGAGGGCAUAUAUCAGAAUUUGGGCUUGUCCUUUUAAAACAGAGAUGUGGCAAAAUUUCUUCUGUCAGGAGGUAGUGAAUAUGUGGAAUUCUUUAUUUCUGAGAGUGGUCAAGGCUGGUUUGUCAACUAUGAGAUGGAUAGAUUUUAAAUCAGUAAGACAAUCAAGGAUAUUGGGAUAAUGCUGGAAAGAAGAGUUGAGGAUCACAGAUCAACCAUGAUCUUACUGAAUGGCUGAUCAGACUCAACAGGCCAAAUGGCCUAUUUCUGCACCUACAUCUUGCAAUCUCAUGAAGGUAGGGGCAAUGAUUGAGAAGUUUGUAGAUCACUCAAAAAUUUACUGUGGCUUUUAGUGAGGAAAGUAGGUGUAGAGCGCAGGAAGAUAUCAAUAGACUGGUCAGGAGUUCUGGCUAGUAUCAGUUGGAAUUCUGCACAAGAGAUUUGUCUGGUGAUGUAUUUGGUAGGUGAAACAUGGCAAAGGAACACACAAUAACAGGGAGCAUAUUGGAAGGAGCAGAAGAGAUGAACAAUCUUUUAAUUAAUGUCCAUGGAUCCAGAAGGUAGCAGGUUGAUAAAGUGGUUAAGAGACAUAUAGAAUUUUUUUUUAGCAGAAGCUGGAAUUGUAUAUAUAAGUGGUUAGGCCACAUCCUGAAUACCGUAUGCUGUUUUGGUCAGUUCAGCACAAAAAGGAAUGGAUUUAUACUAGAGUUGGUACAGAGAUGAUUCACAAAGAUGUGAUCAGGACUGGAAAAUAAAAACAGCUAUGUGACUGGCAUUGUUCUCCUUGAAAGAGAAAAGACAGAGUGGAGAUUUGAUUGAGGUGUACAUUGUGAAGGGCUUGAAUAGAAUGAAUGGAAAAGACUUAACUCAGCAGAGAGAGAUCAGUGAUUAUGGAACAUGGAGUUAAAGUAAUUGGUAGAAAGAUGAGAAGGGGGGGCUUAAGUUUUCAAAAAAUAUUUUACUCAGAGUAUUAGGUGUCUUGAAUACAUUGCCUGAAAGGACUUCUGCAUUUUCUAUCCUUGAAUAAUUUAGACAGUGCUUCAGUAUUCAAAUAAAACCUGCAAGGCUAAGGACAAAAUGCUUGCUUGCUUUUCCUCUGGUGCAAACACAAUAGUAGACAGUGGCCUGUGUGUUACACUUUCUAUGAUUUCAGUGAAUAAAAUUUGUUCUCUGAUUAUUCAGCUCAUUAUCAUUUCUGUGACUUUGCUGUGUGUUCCUUGCAAUACAACAAUUGUCACAGUUCAUGAGGACUUUAUUGGCUGUGAAAAACUUUGGGAUGUCUUCAGAUAAUGGAAGGUGCUAUCUAAAUCCAAGUUCUUUUUGAGCACAAAUUAAUCAUUAGAUAUCAGAUCUGGACUUACAAAUUUUCCAAAUUGCAAACGUGUCCUUUACAUCAACCUUCCUCUUGAAUUUAUUGACUUUGAUGGUGUACAGUAAAUGUUAGCUAUCUCAGUAUUUACUGUGGAGAAGGAUAUGGAAGCUAGGGAACUUGGGGAAAUAAAUGAACUUGGUCCAACUCAUCCAUACCAACCAGAUAUCCUAAAUUAAUCUAGUCCCUUUUGCCAGCAUUUGGUCUACAUCCCUCUAACCUUCCCUAUUCAUAUAUGCAGAUGCUAAGGCCUGUUUGUUUGGCCAAUACCAUGUGGAUACAUGGGUGGCAUGGCAGCUCAGAGGUUAGCACUGCUACCUUACAGUAUCAUGGACCUGGGUUUGAUUCCACCCUCGAGCAGCUGUCUGUGUUGAGUUUGCACAUUCUCCCUGUGUCUGUACAGGUUUCUGAUGGGUGCUGUGGUUUCCUCCCACAGUCCAAAGAUGUGCAGGCUAGGUGAACUGGCCAUGCUAAAUUGCCUGUAGAGUCCUGUAGGGGUGUUUAAGUUAAGAGAUUUAGCUGUGGGAAAUACAGGGUAGUGGUAUGAUUCUGGGUGGGAUGCCGUUUGGAGGGCCAGUGUGGAUUUGCUGGGCUGUUUGGCCUGUUUCCACACUGUGUUUUGUUCAAAAAGCCCACAAUUUAUAGACCUUCAGUCAUUUUAUAAAUUCCUACUUUUGAAAUAAAACUAGCCUGACUCCAAACCAAAACACAAACAGAUUCUAAGCAAGGCCUCACACCAAACAUGCAUUGUCUGACAUAAAAUAUCACCUGUUCUUUACACUGAUGAAAUCUUUAGUUCUCUCGGGACAGUGACUUCAAAGGAAUUUGGGGAUUUACAUAUACAUAUUAAUCAAUUAAAACUUUCUAACUGAUUUAAAAUUUAACAGCAUCUUAGGUUUGUUCAAUACAUCCUCAUCAGUGGUGUGACCCUUUGGUCUUUUUGAUUCUGUGUCUGACACCAUCUGUCUCACCAACACCUGAAGAAGGAGUGAGAGUCUGAAAGCUUAUAUUUUCAAAUAAACCUUUUGGAUUAUAAUCUGGUGUUGUGUGAUUUCUGACCUUGUCCACCCCAGUCCAACACUGGCACCUCCACAUCUUUGUUUGGCAGCACUCUUCAGGACCUUACCAAUAAGUGUAUAAGUCCUGCCUUGAUUUGCCCUCACAAAAUGUCGCUCCUCACAUUUAUCUAGAUUAAACACCAUCUGCCACUCCUCGGCCCAGCAACCCAUCUGAUCAAGGUCCCAUUGUACUCUGAUGUAACCUUCUUUGCUGUCCAGUACACCAUCAAUUUUGAUGUCAUCUACAAAUAUAUUAAUCUUAUAUUCUAAAUAUAGGGAUGUGGUCCCAAUGCUGGUAAAUGGGUCUAGGUUAGAUAAGGAUGUCUGGUCAGCACUGAUAUGUUGGACCAAACAGUCUAUUUCCAUGCUGUAUGACUCUAUGACUCUAAGCAUGAACCUCAAAAAUAAAGAUCAGCAAGCUGCCUAAGCAUAUAGACAACAGAACCGAGCAUAGGCUCAUUGUCAUCUAAAUUUCACACUAAUACUUCGAACAAUGCUUACUGGAAAGUAACAAAGAGCAUUGUUCCCCUGUCUAACCCAAGUUAUUGAGGCUGGUUGUAAUAUUUUUAUUGCCACCCAGCUGAGAGCAACUCAGUCUGCAGAACCAGAGAUUGGAAAUACGUAGCCUAUUGUGUGGGAAUUUAGGAAACAGCGUACAAAUAUGAAAAUGUGGUUAUCACCUAAUCUUUCAUUAAGCAUGUUACUUCAUUUUCUUGUCCCAAUAAAAUGAAGCUGUGGAAUAAUAAGUCCCAACUAUCUUAAUUCUAAAUAACAUUAAUUUAAAAACAACAGUUGAGCUAUAUCUAAUAACAGAGCACAUUAAAAUAACAAUCCAAAACUGAUGACUCGUAAUUCUGCCAUUGGAUCAACUGUGACCUAAGUAAAACCUUUCAGUCAUAUUUUACCAAAAAGCAAUGACAUGGAAGUUUUUACAUUGUGAUAUAAGCCAGAAAAUCACAUUAUUUCACAUUCUUGUGGUCACUUAUAGGACAUACAUUCAAUUCUAUGCAAUAAUUAUAGUUACACCAGUCCAAAUAUUUUCGUAAAAUUCCAAUUUAAAAGUAAUAAAAUACUCGAGUUUUAAUUGAAGAUGUUCACUUUAACUGUCAUCUGAAAGUAGAUCAUUUCAGCAACAACUAGGAAAUUCCUCUACGAUGAUCUGUUAAGUUGACCCUCUGUGUAACUGAUCCAAACAGAUCAGGAAGGUGAGAUAGCAAGGUGUAGAGCUGGAUGAA
This is a messenger RNA of Stegostoma tigrinum, 8287 nucleotides long. RefSeq names its product solute carrier family 35 member G2-like. Bases 458 to 1705 code for a protein of 415 amino acids. The record is from RefSeq and is a predicted model, not a curated record. NCBI's taxonomy places the organism in Eukaryota, Metazoa, Chordata, Chondrichthyes, Orectolobiformes, Stegostomatidae. The transcript is spliced from 3 exons. Gene Ontology annotation, cellular component: membrane.